GAGACCAGUUAAUCUCCACAUUGGGGGCUGUGCAGACCACGGCAGAUGUGAUCCUGGAAAUACUUGUAACUUACUGAGCAAAAAGAACACCUCCAUCCAUUUCACCGGAAAAUUGUUAGGAGGAGACUAUAUUUAAGACUUCAUCAAGGAUCUGCACUUUUUAUCACAGCUGUCAACAGUAAAGUAAAAUAUACACUAUGCAGUCGCACAACACCCUCACAAAAGAACUGAAGCAGCAAGCAUCAGCCAUUGUAAAAGAAAUCCAAGGAAAAGAGAUAGAGAUGGACUUUGGGAAAAAGAUCAGUGUUCCUAAAGACAUAAUGCUGGAAGAGCUUUCCCUCCUUUCCAACAGAGGGGCCAGAUUGUUUAAAAAAAGACAACGUAGAUCUGAAAAAUACACUUUUGAAGGAUUCCAGAACUCUGCCAAUUCACAGAUGAAUAACUAUAUUCCAUCAAUAACGCAGAGUGAUGAUGCAGCAGAGAACAGCAAAGGAAUGGGAAAUGGAGUGCAGAGUGGGCAACAAAACACCCCUCAAACACCACCAAAUACUCCUGAUCCAAGGACUCCACCAAACCCAGAUACAAUUGCUCCAGGAUACACAGGGCCACUGAAGGAAAUUCCACCUGAAAAAUUUAAUGCAACAUCUGUACCAAAAUCAUAUCAAACACCAUGGGAGGAAGCUAUUGCUGAUGAUCCAGAACUUCUCUCAGCUUUACAUCGCAGAAUGCCAGAGCUUGAGCCAAGGGCAGAACUGACAGAAUACAAGACUUUUAACAGAGUUGCAACUCCUUAUGGUGGUUUUGAAAGAGCUUCCAAACUUGUAGGUUUCAAGCUACCGAAGCUGGAUUUUGCAUUACUGGAACCAGAGCUCAGAUUGCCUGUUUUCCAAGAUGGGACAGCUGGUCGACCAAGCUUCAACAGAACUGCCCAAGGAUGGACAUCUAAUAAUGUUCCCAUUACAUUUAAAGAUCUGUCUUUGGAAGUAACCAUUCCUGAAACAGAUGACCUCUAGAAUAUUAGUGUGCAUUUAAUUAUAUCGAUAACACAUUUUCCUUUAUUAUACAUAUAUAGUGAUGCAAUCAACUUGAGUUGAUAUUUCCUAGCAAACAGAAAAUAAUCCAAAUAAAUAUAAGUAUUCACAUUCAGUAUACAUAAAAGCCUAUACCAGUGUCUAAUGUUGUACAAAUUUUCAACCAGACCCUGAAUAUUCUCAGAUUGUCUGCUCCUGCACUCCCAAGACAUUUUUAUAGUGCAAUAGAACCUUGAUAAAUGCAUAUAAAUAACAUUUCCAUGGGCCACUUUUAUGAAAAUUGUCCAAAUUUUGGGUCUAAUUUUUAUAUGGCUAUAUAAGAAUUUUUAAAUGCCAUUACAUAUUGAAUGUUUCCUGUACAAAAAGAAAUCAAAACCUUAAUUUUGUAGCAUUAGUAAAAUUUUGUCAUUGCAAUUACACUUCUAUUGAAUGUACUUGUAGGAUAGCCAUGAUGCUCACAGUAUUUCAUUCUGACCAAUUGACUACUGGCCUCAGUUUUUACAUUAAGCAGUGAACUUAGCUGUCAGUAAUAAUGAACAGAUCAUUUUAUCAGAAGCUAGAAUGUAUACUUCUCCUUCAGCUUUCAGUUGUUUUCAUUUUAUCUUCUCUACUUCCUCUCCUUUUCCUUUCUUUCUCUUGAAGCAAUGAGAAACACAGGGACCUUUCAAUAUUUAAUAAUUGGCAAUCAAGCUUUGAUUAAUUAUUAGUAUUUUGAAAGGUAAUAACUGGGAAACGUUAGGCUAAGUAAACUAACAUUCACAGACAUACAUCAGAAGCCAGAUUUUCUCUUCCUCACUCCAAGCUGGCGUAUGGUCCCUUUCCCUACUGUUCCUCCAAAUAUUUUGUGUUCAUUUUUAAGAUUAUUUUUGAUUGUGUCAUGCAAGACCUCAUCAGACAAUGGAUUAACAAGUAAUCCUAACUUUAAUUCUUUUGGUAAAUCCGUUGCAUGUUAAUUCAUAACAUACUUCUGAUGAUGUUAAUGAGCUGAUUUCAUGAGCAACUGCUAACAAUGCCACUUGGAAAUUUCCUCACUGUUAUGGAUCUGUGUAGAUUAGAACAGUCUACUAACUGAAAUUAAGGUGAGAGAAGAAACCAAUUACAAUUCCAAGAGAAAACAUUCAUCCAAAUACCAGGUUUUUAACAUUUUCACUCAUUUAAAGUUUGCAUAAAUGUUAUUCAAUAGAGUGUUUUAAAGUGCCGGUGAAUAGAAAAUCUCAUGUAAAAUUAUAUUGUAGUGUGAUCAGCAUGUUAGACCAUAACAAAUCACUUGCUGUAAACGUCUUUUAAUUAGUAUAAUAGCAACCAAACAAGAAGCUGAAUAAUACGGUAUAACAAUAUAAUAACAGAACUUGUUGAUUUGUAAUGGCACAGAAAAUAUUUAUUACAAUAGCCGAUAACUCUGAGCUUUCAAUGGUAGAUAUUACAGAUGUAGUUUCAGUUAAAGGAGACUUUGUUUUAUGUUAUUGAAACUGUAAUAUAAACUAGAUUUAUACUGCAUCACUUUAGUAGCAAUGUGAGUGAGAAUUGCUUCAGUGAGCACUGAAUUGAAGUUUGAACAUCUUUAAUGUAAAUUAGUCAUUUCACUCAAUUUUGCCAAGAAAGAUUUGAAGAUUUCCCAAUGAAUCUUCCUAAUUAAUUUCAGAAAACAAUUGAUACACUCCUGACUGCUGGUAUAUUCUCCUACUUUCCAUGAAAAUGUUCAAAUCAUCCAGGUUUUACACAAUAAUUCCUCAGAAAUUUUGAGUGGCUAAGGAAAUACACCUCUGAUUAAUUUUAAUUAGGUCCCUACCUACUACAGACAGUGUUGUGAUGUGUUAACUGUUUUACUGAAAUAAGACUGUAUUUAGCAAUUUAUCACAAUUCUUAAAUGGUUGAUGUGCUUCUUGUACAAUAAAUUAUUCUGAGGUGCACCAUCUGUUCUGUUUGAAAAUACAGCAAUCAUUGUGUUUGCAGUAUGACCACAAUCAGGUUUAAUGUCACUGGCAUGUGUUGUUUCGCACCAGCAGUACAUUGCAACACAUGAAAAAAACUAUCAACUACAAUAAUAUAAAUAUUAAAAUCAAUUACAUAUGUAAUGCAAAAAAGAGCAAAAAAAAAGUGAGGUAGUGUACAUUCAGAAAUCUGAUAGUGGUGGGGAAGAAGCUGUUCGUAAAACAUUGGGUGUGGGUCUUCAGGCUCCUGUAUCUCCUCCUUGAUGGUAGCAAUGAGAAGAGGGCAUGUUUUGGGUGAUGGG
Molecule: messenger RNA, 3264 nt
Organism: Mobula hypostoma (lesser devil ray)
Lineage: Eukaryota; Metazoa; Chordata; Chondrichthyes; Myliobatiformes; Myliobatidae
Product: myozenin-2-like
Exons: 6
Coding region: 198-1013 (271 amino acids)
Cellular component (GO): Z disc; actin cytoskeleton
Molecular function (GO): actin binding; telethonin binding; FATZ binding
Source: RefSeq, a predicted model, not a curated record